Molecule: messenger RNA, 2172 nt
Organism: Nothoprocta perdicaria
Lineage: Eukaryota; Metazoa; Chordata; Aves; Tinamiformes; Tinamidae
Gene: TNFRSF10B
Product: TNF receptor superfamily member 10b
Exons: 10
Coding region: 1-1155 (384 amino acids)
Biological process (GO): TRAIL-activated apoptotic signaling pathway; positive regulation of apoptotic process
Cellular component (GO): plasma membrane; cell surface
Molecular function (GO): protein binding
Source: RefSeq, a predicted model, not a curated record
AUGGUGCCGCUGAUGCCGCUGCUGCCGGUGCUGCUGGUGCUGCUGGGAGCUUUCAGGGGAACUGCUGCAGUUGCAGUGGGGAGAAGGGACAGUUUGGAUCUCUUGCCCUCGAGCAGGGUAAGGGAGGAAUUUUACCAGGUCUACGAUGGAGAUCUCUAUUGCAGGAAGUGUCCGGCAGGCACCUAUGUUGCAGAGCACUGUAAAGUGCAAAAUGGCUCCAGCAAGUGCCUGCCCUGUAAGGAAGAUGAGUUCAUCGAAUACCCCAAUGACUUUCCCAAGUGCUUUGGCUGUCGGACCUGCAGGGAAGAUCAAGUGCAGCUGAGCCCCUGCACGGCCACCAGGAACACGCAGUGCGGCUGCAGGAACGGCACCUUCUGCUCCCCAGACCAUCCAUGUGAGAUGUGCCAGAAGUGCCGGUCCAGGUGCCUCGAUGAUGAGGUGGAGAAGGCUCCCUGCACUCCGCUCAGCGACCGCCAGUGUGGUCCUCCCACGGAUACUGCCGCCAGCUCCUCAAGUCUAUAUUGGCUGUGUUUUCUGGUUUUGCCCGUGAUAAUCUUGCUCCUCAUUGGCCUUUGCUGCUACAGACCCAGCUCACGCACAGGAGAUGGGAGAGACCUGAGGAGGAAAUCUUCCAAUGUGGUGGACUACAUCCUGCUGCAGCUGGGGAGGUGUGCUCCGGGAGGCCUAGCCACCCAGGACAACCGGCGCAAUGAGCAGGUCUCCCGGAAUCAGCAGCAGGAGCUGCUUUCUGCAGAGCCGCCUUUGGGUCCCCACGUGACGGAGGCGGCGAAGCAAAACUCGUGUCCUGCUGGAAACGUGAGGAGGAAACUGGUUCCACUGUCAGAAGACCCCUACAAGGCUUUGCAACGCUCUUUUGACACCUUUUCUGAAGAAAUAGACUGCAAGUACUGGAGAAAAUAUGGCAGAGCCCUUGAUCUGCGGGACAACGACAUUACUUUCGCAGAGAGGAAAGAAGGGUAUUCACCAGAGGCCUUGGUCGAGAUGCUCAGAACUUGGCUGCAAGAGCAGGGCAUGAAGGCGUCUGUCAACGUGCUGCUGGAGACUCUGGACCAGAUGAAUCUUAGUGGGGCUGCAGAGCGCAUCUCUUCCCUGCUUGUUCAGAAGGGCUUGUACAAGUAUGAAGAAGUAAGCUGAAGUGUGGGACAGGCACUGGAUCUUCCUGCUUCAAUCUGCAACCAGAAAUACCUCAAACAAUUAAGUUGCAACUUUUCAUAGGUCUCCUAUCUUUUUCCUUAUGAAAAUGUUGAAUAACUCAGCUUGAACCUGGAGGAGUUUUUGGAAAUCACAAGCCUUGGGGCCCUCUCAGCUAACCUCAAUAUCAAGUACUGUUUUUAUGACAAUUCUUGAAUUUCACUGGGAACAGUUUUAGGCUCCUUGCAUUAUACAAGGAGCCUGUGCACUUGUCUGUGAAGUACCAGUGCUUCCAAGAGACAUCUUCAGGAUUAAUAUAGAGAGGGUUUUUACAUAAUGUAUGAUCUACUGUGAUUUUUUUUUAACUGGAUUCUCCUACUCUCAAGGUUCCUGGCGUCUUGUAAGCGCUUUUGCUUAUAGAGGCUCUCUAAGCUGGCCAGCAAACUUCGUGCUGUAUGUUUGGCAGUCAAGCAUUAAUUGGAUUCUUGUGUAGCUUUUCAAAAGCAAUUGCCUGACUUGCACUGGUAGUAGUUCUGCUUGCUGGUAGGGAUGAUCUCGAGACUGGAGUUUCAAGGGGAGGAUGGGAGUGAUUUACUUGCUUUGUGAUCCCUGUACUUGUCCAGGACAAGCAUUCAUGCAGGUAGGACAUGAAUUCUAGCUUGUUGGAGCACAAGCAGGAGUGUGGGCAGCCAACCCACACUGUCGCAACCCUCUGAGGUUCCUGUGUGACCCUAGUCAAGCUUCUUGGUCAAGUUUGGUCCUUGUUUCCUUGGCCGUGAAGCAGCCUGGCUGCUGCCUGUCUCCAGGGCCAUGGAAGAACAAAUGCACUGCCCGUGGCGGUGGGCACCAUGCAGCUGCCUUGCACCUCAGGGCUUGCCCUUCCCAAACACUGCUCUUAGCUGCCCACGGCACAAAGCUCAGGGCCAACUUCUCUUGGCUGUGAAACCAAAGUACUUGAACUGGCUCCGUGUGGUGAGCCCAGCCUGCGCGGAUCCCCCACCACGCCAAGGCCAUCACAAG